AUGUCAAAUCAUUGGAAGCUGAAGCAUAAAGAACAACUUCCAGCAACCACGUCUACUUCUGAAAGUGCUUCUGAACAUAGCUCAGACACUUUGCCAAUAACAUCAAGUGUAAAAUCACAACAAUCUAUAGAGCAGGCAUUUAUUACAAAUUGGGACAUAACAGACCCACAAUCAAAGGAAAUUCAUAAUGCCAUCGCUGAAAUGUUUGCCACUGACAAUCAACCAAUUUCGAUUCUGGAAAAUAAAGGAUUUAACAGGUUAUUGCAUUUAUUGAAGCCUAAAUAUAAGUUGCCUGGUAGGAAGUAUAUGAGCGAAGUAGUGAUUCCAGCGAUUUAUGAAAGAGUGAAAAAAUUGAUCAAGGAUGAAAUCUCAAAAGCCAAGGCUGUUCGAUUACUUACAUCUGAUAUAUGGACUUGCUUGAACAACAUGCUUAACUUUCUAAGCUUCACUGCACACUGGCUUGAUAAGGACUUUGUUUUACAGCAUAGAACUCUGCAAAUGAAACAUUUUACUGAGUCUCACUCAGGUUAUCAUAUUCGUUCUGUUUUAGAAGACUUAUCUGCAACUGGGGACAUAACUUCGCUUAUCCACGUGAUUAUGAAAGAUAAUGGUCCCAACAUCCUGAAAGCCAUUAAUGAAAGUCUGUUUGUAGGCAAGGGGUGUAUACAUAUGUUACAAUUGGCGAUUAAAGCUUCAUUACAGGUUGCAAACGUAAAUGAUGCUUUGACCUCUGCUAGAAGUAUAGUGACACACUUCAACCACUCAAGCACGGCGCAAGAAAAGCUGAAAAAUAUCCAGAAAGAACUGAAUCUUGCUGAGCAUCAGCCUGUACAGGAUGUCACAACGAGGUGGAACAGCACGUAUUAUAUGUUGGAAAGAAUCGUUGAACAGAAGCGUGCAAUUUCACUUUACAUUUCGGACAAUUCUAGCACAGUAAAUAUUCGAAACUGUACUGAAAGGCAGCGGCUGAUUCUCAAAGAAUGUCUAAUUUUAUUAAAACCGUUUGAAGAUAUCACCAAAAUUACCAGCUCUACAUUUUCGUCAAUUUCUGAAGUGAUUCCCCACAGUAACACUCUCAUCAAAUUUUAA
Messenger RNA from Parnassius mnemosyne (clouded apollo), 1089 nucleotides. The record is from the annotation of a GenBank genome assembly. NCBI's taxonomy places the organism in Eukaryota, Metazoa, Arthropoda, Insecta, Lepidoptera, Papilionidae.